Monopterus albus (swamp eel) is the source of this 2163-nucleotide messenger RNA. It is a transcript of the gene fgf13b, whose product is annotated as fibroblast growth factor 13b. The transcript is spliced from 5 exons. The coding region runs from base 743 to 1498 and encodes 251 amino acids. Lineage: Eukaryota; Metazoa; Chordata; Actinopteri; Synbranchiformes; Synbranchidae. Gene Ontology annotation, molecular function: growth factor activity. The record is from RefSeq and is a predicted model, not a curated record.
CGUGGGGUUCAGAGCUACAGGUGCCUGACGAGAAUGCUGUCCAAACACCCUUCAUCCUAACCCUACCAGAUCCCCCUCCUCCCCAUACACAGACAACCCCCACUCCCCCGGUCUUCCUCUGGGCGGGCAGGGCUGCAGCAGUUCUACGAACGGCACGGCUGCAUCAUGAACACUUUCCCACUGAACCAGCCCCGUGGUGUUUCAUUGACAAACAUUCCGGUUGCUGCAUUUCUGUCACCAACAGCGUCGAGCAGCGGUGCAUCGCCGGGGGAGCGGUGCAGAGCAGCAGCACCAGAAGAAGCAGCAGCUGCAGUGAUCAUCAAAAACAAGCCCCGGUGUCGUUCGCACCAGCUUACACGCUGUUGAUUUGCCACUUGGACCCGGUCCGUCUUCCUGUACGCUCUCUCGGGACAGCCAAGAUUCACCUGAGAAGUGUGUGUGGGGUGUCAGACAGCUUUUGCAACCCAGACCCAUUGGGGUAUGUGAGGCAGCAUCAUUAACGCUCAUCCACUGGUACGUUGCCGGAUCUGCCUGACGGCUUCAUGAAGCGCCCGGACGCACAGAUGGAGGAUUCGGGACGCUUUUUACAAUCACGGAUAUCUACGAGGCUGCAACGGACGAUGUGUGAUGCGAACUAGGCUGUGGGUGGUAUAGACCCCGUCCCAGCACACCCCGACCGCCUUAUUUGCGAACCCUCCCUCAAACCGGGACGCACAGCCUUGGUGCACUCCACCGGGGGAAUAUGUCCCGGGCAGCGGCUAUCGCCAGCUCCCUGAUCCGCCAGAAGCGGCAGGCAAGGGAGCGGGAGAAGGCGAACGCUUGUCGCGGAAGCAGCAGCCCGAGCAACAGCAAAGGCACAAACGAGAAGCCGAGCAAGCUGAACGUGUUUUCGCGUGUCAAACUGUUUGGUUCGAGGAAGAAACGGAAAAGAAAGCGACCACCAGAGCCCCAGUUAAAGGGCAUUGUGACCAGGCUUUCCAGUCGCCAGGGCUUCCAGCUGCAGAUGCAGCCUGAUGGCACCAUUGACGGAACCAAGGAUGAAGACAGCACCUACGCUGUGUUCAACCUGAUCCCAGUGGGGCUUCGUGUGGUGGCCAUCCAGGGCGUCCAGACCAAACUCUACCUGGCAAUGAACAACGAAGGCUUUCUCUACACCUCUGAACAUUUUACUCCAGAGUGCAAGUUCAAGGAGUCAGUAUUUGAGAACUACUACGUCACCUACUCCUCCAUGUUGUACCGCCAGCAGGCCUCUGGCCGGGCCUGGUACCUGGGCCUCAACAAGGAGGGCGGAAUCAUGAAGGGAAACCAUGUCAAGAAAAACAAGGCCGCUGCACACUUCAUACCGAAACCACUGAAAGUGGCCAUGUACAGGGAGCCCUCCCUCCAUGACCUGACAGAGCUCUCACGGUCAGGCAGUGGCACACCGACAAAGAGUCGCAGCGCUUCGGCCUUACUCAACGGCGGAGGGAAGACACCCAGCAACAAUGACUUAUCCUAGCCUCUCACCUCUCUCUCUCUCUCUCUCUCUCUCUCUCAGACAUACAUACACACACACAGAGGUGUACAAGCACACGCACAUACAUACACGCACGUACACGCACAGAUCUCAGGCUGACAUGCCUACACAUCAGACUGGUGAGGAGGUAGGAGGAGAAAAGGAAGGAGGACAAGAAUGUGUUCUUCCACUUAACGGAGCCCACUGUGACUGACUGUGAUGUAAAUAAAUCAAGGACAAUCAAUCUGUCUGGCUCUGCUGCUCUGGUCUGCAGAGAGAGGACCUGUGAAUCUCUUCCCUCGACUACUCAUAUCACACCCAGAGAAGAAGGAGGGAGAGAAAGACAAGAGGGACUGAGAGUCAGUCAGUCGCACAGUCAUAUAAACAGACUGUUACAGAGAACCAAAGAGUCCAAGUAUUAACUAACUACAGUAUGUUAUUGCUAUGAAAAGGCGAGUGGCAAGAAAGUUCCAGAGCAACAAAGAAAGGAAGAGGGUCUUAAUCUAUUCUACCGUACAUUAUGUUUACACAGAGCUCAUGGGGUUGUCAUAUUUUUAAAGAUGACGAACGUAUUCCUUGUACACUUAUAAUGACUGAUCAUUUGUUUGCAUGCAGGUGCGCCUGUGUGUAUGUGUGUGUGUGAGUGGUCAUGCUGUGCUUGCAGUAGG